GGGAAUCUUGAGGAAAAGCUGCUGAGAGACUCCUUAGGGUUCACCAGCUACUACUGCUACUGCUUCAAACAAGGAUCUGGUUGCUCAGGCAAAAUAAAAUCAAUGUGACGAAAAAUUGCAAAAGUGAGAAGACAAUGGAUGUGAAUAACAUACCUACAAGCCAGAGGCGUGUGGAUAAACCAGAUGAUAGUAAAGUGAAUAAAAUAGCUCUAGCUGUAGUUAAGGAUGCCAUCCAUGCUGCUGUUAAUUUUGUGACAGAUAUUGAAUAUCCCAUCAGAAACAUCAGGUGGAUCACACACGGGGAAUUCACAGCAGAAAGGGGCCGCAGACAAAUUGACGCAUAUGUUUUGACUUGGGAGUAUCAAAGCCGCUGGGUGCACUGCACUGAAUUUGUAGAGAGGAGAGACUUAAUUCACACCUUCCACUACAUCUACUUUGUACAUUGGAGUAUCCCAACUGCUCGAAGACCCAUGGCGCGAGUCACUGCUGCUGCCAAGUUCAUCAUCAGGAUCACCAAAGGCAAACCUCCGGAGGCACCUAUCGAAGUCUCUUAUUCCUUUGAGGCCCACUCAUUAGUUCAAAGACCAGGAAUGAUUCGCUUUCGAGAACAAUGGCUGAGGAACAUUAUUGAGGCCAAAAAUAUUUUAAUGGAGUCACUUCCCUUCUAAUUCAAUUGUGUCUGCUUUUUACAGCAUGUUUUAGGACUGUUUUUCUAAUUAGAAUACACAAAAAUGAUACCACACAUCAAACCAUACAAUAUUUAUUGAAUAAUAAACUUGUGGCACACAAUCCAGCUGUUUUUGCAUUCAUUCAUUUUCCAUUCUGCAAUAUUUCCAUCACAUUAGCAGAGUAACCAGUAAGUUGUUUUCUAUUUUCUAAAAGGUAUUUCCCAUCAUCAUUUGAAUCACUUCAGAGAGUUACAGGUACAGAGCUGAGUUUGGAGAAUUGCUAAAAUUCACCUGUCAGAUCAAACUAAGAUUGGUACUUGGCUGCUUGUUCCCCCAUCUCAGCCUAAGUCUUUAUCCAGACACACCUCUUUAUGUGCACAAUUGGAGAACAACUAAAUGGUGACAUUUCUACAUCUCCGAAUACAACCAGUCUAAGGGGUUCUCCUACUCAGAGACCCCUUCAUUUACCUUGAGUUAAGCCUCGCUGCUAUAUAAUACAUUUUGAAACUCUGAAGCUGGGCAUGCUUCCUUCUACACCACAUCACACUCAUGAUGGCAGCAGGGUGGCUUGGAGAAUGGCAGCAGGGUGGCUUGGAGACUUGGGCAGUUAAACAGGGAUGUGUUAAAUCACUACCCUUACUUAUCUCUGGUCUCUCUCUCUUUUUUGUUUUUUUGAGAUACAGUCUUAUUAUGUUGUCCUCAGUAGAGUGCCAUGGCAUCACAGCUCACAGCAACCUCAAACUCUUGGACUUAAGUGAUUCCCUUGCCUCAGCCUCCCAAGUAGCUGAGACUACGGGCGCCUACCACAACACCUGGCUAUUUUUUGGUUGCAGUUGUCAUUGCUGUUUGGCAGGACUGGGCUGGGCUCGAACCCGCCAACCUUGGUGUAUGUGGCCGGUGCCCUAUUCACUGAGCUAUGGGCGCCGAGCCAUCUCUGGUCUUCCUAUCCUCACAUCAGAUCAUCACUUGCUCCUACCUCCUCUGUGAAGCUCUCUUGCCUGGCUCCAAAUUUUAAGAUACCAAAGACAAAAUUACAUUGUACUCUAAGUGAUUACUUACGAAUAUAUCACAAUAUGUAAUUACAUAUACAAGCACUGGAAAAGAACACAGAAUUGAUGGCAUACUGUGAGUAAUUGUUUUCUUUUUUUUACUGUUGUACAAUAAAUAAAAAGGAAGGAAAAUCCUAUCAGCAAUAGUCAAGGAGGUGGGAAACUAGAUAAUUCUCCUCAGAGAACAAAAAAAUAUAUUUAAAAUACAAUAGCCUUACAAUUUGACUUACAGCUCAGGUGACUAAACACUGUUUGAAGCAGUAACACUCAUAAGAUGAAAAUAAAAAAUACUUUUAGCCCUUUUAUUCUUCUCUUUCCCAAAGAAAAUGCUAUGAAGCUAUUUUUAGGCAGAUGUUUCCCAAACAACCCCUGAUGAAAUAGUAAGGUUUCAAAAUAAAUUAACAUCUUUUCUUUCAUUUAUUUAACAAACAUUAGUUGAGUAUCUACUCUAUAGACAGACGAAUCAAAUGAAAAUUCACAAUAUUCUCACAUCAUAAAAUUAUUAAAAAUAAGAGAACAUAUAUAUUCAGUCUUUAGGAACCAGUAACAAAAAAAUAUUGUCCGUAGGGAAUAAAAUUUUGAAGUGGGAUUAUAAAAUUUAAGUAUUAUACAUGAAGGUAGAUAUAUUAAGACAAGUUUGGGAGCUAGUUUCCCUUUUUUCUUUUCUUUUUUUUUGUGAGACAGAGUCUCACUUUGUCACCCUGGGUAGAGUGCCAUGGCAUCAUCAUAGUUCACAGCAACCUCAAACUCUUGGACUCAAGUGAUUCUUCUGCCUCAGCCUCCCAAGUAGCUGGGACGACAGGUACCCACCACAACACCCGGCUAGUUUUUCUAUUUUUAGUAGAUACAGGGGUCUCGCUCUUGCCCAGGUUGGUUUUGAAUCCCUUAGCUCAAGCAAUCCACCCACCUCAGCCUACCAAAGUGCUAGAAUUAUAAGUGUGAGCCACCGCACCUGGCCCUAGUUUCUUUUUAACUUUAGGAACCAACAGAUUUAUUAGGGUAGGCAGCAACUAUGAUUAUAUAUAAAUAAAUAGAAAUCACUUCAAAUUCAGGGGUCAUAAAUGUUGCUACCUGCUGACUGCUGUUUAGUUUAGUAGUUGCAGAUUAAAAGUAGACAUUUUCCUAGAACAUAUGUUAGUAAAAUUUUUACUUUAUGACUGCCUUAUUUUAAAACUUUUAAAAAACCACUUUAAGGUGAAAAGGCAUUUUACAAUAGCAUAGUCAGAAUUUCCCCAUCACCCAGGCACAAUUUAUCCCACACAUGUAAUAAUAAUGUAGAUCAAAGCAACCUUAACAGGAAAGGCCAAAACUUCCACUAUUCCCUCUCCCUUCAUUCUUGUGACCUAAAACUGAAUAAAAUAAAUGAAGGAAAAAAGAGCAUGAUCUCAAAUGCCCACAAUUUUCCAUUUUUCCAAACUUAAAAGUCAAUAAUAGCAUAAAAAAGGGGUAAAGUGAAGGAGUUCUCUACAAUGCUAAUGACAAACGUAAAAAAAAAAACAUAGACUGAAACGUUUAACAAUGUUUAAAAUAAAAAUCUUAUUACACAAAGGACAGAGUUAAAACAUGAUUAAUAUCAUUUUAGCUUCCUAUGAAACAACAAAAUAUAAUCCCAUGAAACAACAAAAUAUGAAUUCAUUAUAUUUUUUCCUAUCAGAACUCUUGAUUCCAAUUCUUUUUAGAUAUUAUCCUAUCAUCAAAGUACAGUUUAUAUUGAAAAAUGUACUUACAUUGGCACAACAGUUGACUUUCCAACACUUUACACAAGUCAAUUUUCCUUUUUCUUUUUUUUUUUUUUUUGAGAGAGUCGCCCUCAGUAGAGUGCCGUAGUGUCACAGCUCACAGCAAUUCUCCUGGGCUUAAGCAAUUCUCUUGCCUCAACCUCCAAGUAGCUGGGACUACAGGCGCCCGCCACAAUGUCCAGCUAUUUUUUUUUUGUUGCAGUUGUCACUGUUGUUUAGCUGGCCAGGGACAGAUUCGAACCUGCUGGCCUGGAAGUAUGUGGCUGGUGCCCUACCCACAGAGCCAUGGGUACCACCCAACAAGUCAGUUUUCAAAUUCCAUAUUUGUUUUUGGCAGUGCCUUCAUUUUUUUUUUUUUUCAAGACAGAGUCUCACUUUGUUGCCCUUGGUAGAGUGCCAUGGUAUCAUAGUUCACUCUUGGGCUCAAGUGAUUCUCUUGCCUCAGCCUCCCAAGCAGCUGGGACUACAGGUGCCCGCCACAACACCCGGCUAUUUUUAGAGAUGGGGGGGUCUCACUCUUGCUCAGGCUGGUCUCGAACCUGUGAGCUCAGGCAAUCCACUCACCUCGGCCUCCCAGAGUGGUAGGAUUACAGGCGUGAACCACCUCGCCUGGCCUAAUGCCUUCAUUUGUUAACAAAAUGGCCUCCUGUAUGUUUCUAUCAAGUCCAUUUAUAACACAUUCCACACAGAGAAAUGAUAAUUGGGGUAGAGGUGAGGAUUGGGUGGGCUUCAUGUAGAGGUAAUAGGAGGAGCACUGUCCCAUGGAGUGAGCUUUAAGCUCCUCACCCGACACUUUCUGUUCAUGCCACUUCCCCAAAUAUAGUAGGAUUUCAUUCAUAAUUUAGAUAUUUUUAUUCUAAGACAGAUUCUCACUCUGUUGCUCCAGGCUAGAGUGCCAUGGCCCCAGCCUAGCUCACAGGAACUUCAAACUCCUAGGUUCAAGUGAUCCUCCUGCCUCAGCCUCACAGUAGCUACUUUUUCUAUUUUUAAUAGAGACAGGGUCUCACUCUUGCUCAGGCUAUUGUCCAACUCCUGGAGCUCAAGCGAUCCUCCUGCCUCGGCCUCCUAGAGUGCUAGGAUUACAGGUGUGAGCUACCACACCCGGCCCAUAAUUUGGAUUUUUUUUUUUUUUUUUUUGGUAGAGACAGAGUAUCACUGUACCACCCUCGGUAGAGUGCCGUGGCGUCACACGGCUAACAGCAACCUCUAACUCUUGGGCUUACACGAUUCUCUUGCCUCAGCCUCCCAAGCAGCUGGGACUACCAUAAUUUGGAUUUUUAUUUAAUUUUUAAUUAAUUAAUUUUUUUUGGAGACAGAGUUUCAAGGUGUUGCCCUGGGUAGAGUGCCAUGAUGCCUUCAUAGCAACCUCCAACUCUUGGGCUCAAGCUAUCCUCUUGCCUCAGUUUUUCUAUUUUUAGUAGAGACGGGGUCUCCCUCUUGGCUCAGGGUGGUUUCAAACUCAUGAGCUAAAGUGAUCCAUCCGCCUUGGCCUCCCAGAGUGCUGGGAUUACAGGUGUGAGCCACUGUGCCUGGCCCCACAAUUUGGAUUUUUAAACCAGAAAGUUAUUAUGGUCAAUCCAAAAUGACA
Nycticebus coucang (slow loris) is the source of this 5044-nucleotide messenger RNA. RefSeq names its product A-kinase anchoring protein 14 (gene AKAP14). The record is from RefSeq and is a predicted model, not a curated record. Gene Ontology annotation, cellular component: cAMP-dependent protein kinase complex. Bases 135 to 668 code for a protein of 177 amino acids. NCBI's taxonomy places the organism in Eukaryota, Metazoa, Chordata, Mammalia, Primates, Lorisidae. The transcript is spliced from 6 exons. Gene Ontology annotation, molecular function: protein kinase A regulatory subunit binding.